This is a messenger RNA of Pelmatolapia mariae (spotted tilapia), 11827 nucleotides long. It is a transcript of the gene ep300b, whose product is annotated as E1A binding protein p300 b. Gene Ontology annotation, cellular component: nucleus; histone acetyltransferase complex; transcription regulator complex. Lineage: Eukaryota; Metazoa; Chordata; Actinopteri; Cichliformes; Cichlidae. Bases 2056 to 10431 code for a protein of 2791 amino acids. The transcript is spliced from 30 exons. The record is from RefSeq and is a predicted model, not a curated record. Gene Ontology annotation, biological process: positive regulation of transcription by RNA polymerase II. Gene Ontology annotation, molecular function: zinc ion binding; transcription coactivator activity; protein binding.
CCUCAAACCCUCCCCCCGUAUCAGAGGAGUAGAAACAACAAGCCGCCAUUUUGUUUGUGCGGACAGACCGUCAGAAACAGGAGGAGAUAACCGAGAGAAGGAGCGACUCCGCGACCCACGACAGCCGCUCCGGGAACCGCCGGGGGACGAAAGAGUGCCUGAAUUCUGUCCGUGCUAUCCGGGGAGAGAAAGCAUCACGAAAACCGAUAAGACGUCAGUGGAGGGAAAACCGAGUCGGUGACAUAUAUAUGUGUAUAUGUAUGCAUGAGAAGGAAAUACUCCGAAAAAAUCCAAGGAAGGGGGUGUUUGCGGAGCGGAGACGGGGAGGAGAGGCGGAAGAGGACUGUGUCUCAUAACGAGGGGGGAAAAACCUGCCAAAAAAAGAGAGGAGGGAAAACAUCAACAUGAAAAAUCAUAAUGUGUCCGUCGCGGAGGAAGGAGAGAGCCCGCAUAGACAAUUAUAUAAAUAAAUUGCUGCCGGGCAGAAGAGAGAGGUGGAAAGAAAGACGGGUUUAAAGAGAAGGGGGGGAAAAAUUGCCAGGAUCAACGCGGAGGGGGGGCAUUCACCAUCACAAAGAGUCAAUGAGAGGAUUUUGUCAGCCAAAAAUAUUUCAAGGAGGAGGGGGUGUCAACAUUAUUGUGCCGAUCUGAAGCUUUCCGCUUCCGAAAUAGCCGUCAGAUUUUGAUCAAUUUUUCUCCAGUCGCCGAUGAUUCUCUGCUUUUGCUUCAGAGCUUUUCUUUCUUUUUUUCCUCCUCCACGCGUGGCCAAGACAUCCUUAAAAGCGGCGAUAUUUGUGAUUUAAUCUGAGGUUUUUUUCUCUCAAGUGUUUUUUAAAAAACCAGGAGAGGAACCUCUUGUGGAGCACAAGAUAAGUAACCCAACAGACCGUCCUCUGCAAGAGAGGAAAAAAACUGAUUGGAUCAAUCUGACUGCCCGCUGAUUGGCAAUUUGCGCUGUGAUCGUCCUCGGGAAGUGUACGGAGAGAUAAAGUGUGCAUGUGGGGAGAUUGCACAAGAACUGUGAUUUUUUUUCUUCUUUUUUUGGUUUUGAAGAUCUUCUGUUUGCAGCCGUGCUGACUGCAAGACAUCUCGCGCAAGCGGGUUGCAACAACCACUACGUGCAAUACGAGUCCUGUUCUUUCUGACUACAGUGCCUUUUGCAUGGUCAAACACUUAAGUGCACAAACAAGUCGGCAUGUACAUGCAGAACACAACGAAUGCUAUCAUUGGGUUAUAUGUAGUGAGACAUAUACAGCCGCGAUAGACUUAUUUUUUACCCGAGAAACCGUAAGCCCGGCGUGUCGUUCUCUCUGUGCAGCUGACUAAUUUCUUCAGCUACUUUAAAGCUGGUGCAGGCUGUUUGUAGUGCAGCUUUAACCGUGUCCACUGCCUUGUUUUACUUCUGAGGGAAAUCAGUGGCACUGAGAGAGGUCCGAUCAGAGAGGAGGAGAGAAAUCUGUUGCAUGAGAGAGCUUGGCUCCUGGAGUUAACACAGGAGACUGAAAGAAAGGAGGAAAAAAACAACUCCUGGCUUCUGUUUGCUGGAUCGCAGUUGUCUUUUUUGUGCCCUGACAAAUUGCUCUCCACCCCCCCCACCGGGCUUGGAGCGAUUCGGAUUUGAAACGGAGAUUUUCUCCGCCGACUAUGCCGGGCAGGACUGAGUACAGCCCGGAGGACAGAUCUUGGGACGGGUUUUGUGUCGCAGAAGAGGCUACAUGAGGUUGUCAGAGGGCCGCACGCUUGCCUUUUUUGCCGACUCCACCUUCCCACCUCCGCCGCCUCCUCCUCCUGCUGCUGCUGCUCAAAUCUGUGAAGAAACAAAAUCUCCGACUGGGGAGGGGGACUGAUAUCUGCAGAGAGGAAUAAAAACGAGAGGGGAGAACUGAAAGAACUCAACACUGCUGUGCCUCUUUCCCCUACCGUCCCCCCCGAGCGGUGGGGGAACGAUCAGAAAGGUUUCUUAAAAGGACUGGGAGACGCAAAUAAAGGGGGUGGGGGAUUGCAUUUGCUCUCCGUGGAUCUAAAGCGUUUUAUUUUUAAUUCUUCCAAAAAAAUAUGGCCGAUAAUGUUCUGGAGUCCGGCCCGCCUUCAGCCAAGAGGCCCAAGCUGUCCUCUCCUGCUCUCUCGGUGUCUGCCAGUGAUGGAAAUGAUUUCGGUUCACUCUUUGAACUGGAGCAUGACCUCCCAGAUGAGCUCAUCAGUUCUUCGGAAUUGGGAUUGACUAACGGAGGGGAUGCCAGUCAACUCCACAGCAGCCUCGGAGGGGUCGGAGGAGGAGGAGGUGGUCAGGAUGCAGCUGCAAAACACCAGCAGCUGUCUGAGCUCCUGCGCGCAGUAGCAGCACCACAGCAGGGUGGCCCCACUUCUAAUAGCACGCCAUCUGGGGCAUCCAUGGGGAUGAUGGGGGGUGUCAGCGUUGCCCCUGGAGGACCUCAAGGCAUGCCUCCCCAGAGCCAGCCGCAGCAAGCUGGAUUAAUGCAGCAGGUCGGAAUGGUUGGAGCGCACAAUCGGGCAGCAGCUAUGGUGGGAGCCCAGAAGGGCAAUGGUGGACAGCAGCCUCAGCAGGGGCUGAUGGGGGGCCAGGUUGUUAAUGGCUCACCUAGAAUGGGCUACCCCGGCAGUGCUGGCAUGGGAAACAACAGUAAUCUUUUGCCAGAUGGCCUACAACAUCAGCAGCAAGGCGGUCAGCAAAUGGGAGCCGGGAGUCAGGCAGGGAUGAGACCACAGCAGCCUGGAGCACUGAACAAGAUGAAUAUGAUGGCCAACGCGGGCCCCUAUGGCGGUCCGUACGGCCAGACCGCUGGCCAGGGGGUGCCUGGAGCAGGGCUGGGCCCACAGCUCCAGAAUAAAGCAGGCCUCCCCAGCAAUAUGGCUGCCCAGUUUAGCAUGGAGAAGAAGACACCAGCGGGUCAAGGCAUGCCUGGGAUGACGACUCCUCAGCAGCAGCAGCAGCCUGGACCAGUUGGCGGUGUGUCGGUCAGCGGGGCAGCAGCAGCAGUGGGAGGGGUGCAGGUUGGACUCAAUGCUGUGGGGGCGGGACCCGGCGCCACACCUCCUACUGCAGACCCCGAGAAGCGGAAGCUGAUUCAACAGCAGUUGGUCCUUUUGCUGCACGCGCACAAAUGCCAGCGGAGGGAGCAGGCCAACGGAGAGGUACGACAGUGCAACCUGCCUCACUGUCGCACCAUGAAGAACGUGCUGAACCACAUGACUCAUUGCCAGCUUGGCAAGUCCUGCCAGGUGGCGCACUGUGCCUCAUCCAGACAGAUCAUUUCUCAUUGGAAGAACUGCACACGACACGACUGUCCCGUCUGUCUGCCACUGAAAAAUGCUGGGGACAAGAGGAAUCAGCAGCCUCUGGGCAACAGUGCUGGGGUGGGUUUAGUGAACUCCUUAGGUUCAGGUGUGGCAGGAGGACAGUCCAACGCACCGAACCUGAACCCUCCCAACCAGAUCGACCCCAGCUCCAUAGAGAGAGCCUAUGCUGCACUGGGCCUCACUUACCAGGGCAACCAGAUGCCACAGCAGCCGUCGCAGGCCAGCGUGCCAAACCAGGGGCUGCAGGGACAGCCCGGGAUUAGGACUGUAAACAGCAUGGGGGGAAACUCUAUGGGAGUGAACGGUGGAGUUGGGGUGCAGACCUCCAACCAGCAUUCCUCGCUACUGCCAGAUGCCAUGUUGCACAACUGUAUGACCGCACAGAGUCUGAUGAAUGAUAGUGUGGGGAGCCUUGGUUCCUUGCCCACAGCUACUUCACCUUCCGCUGGAGGCAUGAGAAAGUCUUGGCAUGAAGACAUCACACAAGACCUCCGCAACCACCUUGUCCACAAGCUUGUGCAGGCCAUCUUCCCCACUCCUGACCCAGCUGCACUGAAGGACCGGCGGAUGGAUAAUCUGGUGGCUUACGCUCGAAAAGUAGAGGGGGAUAUGUAUGAGUCAGCCAACAGCAGGGCGGAGUACUACCACCUGCUGGCAGAGAAGAUCUACAAAAUCCAAAAAGAGCUGGAAGAGAAGAGAAGGACACGGCUCCAGAAGCAGGGCAUCAUGCCUGGCCAGCCUGGCAUACCCUCUGCGGGCCUCCCACAGGGGCCUCCUGGCAUGGGACAACCUCCCAUGCCCCCGGGGCAACCACCUAAUGGGCCUCACGUUGAUCCAUCCAUGGUCAGACCAGCCGGCCCCAGUCAGAUGGUCAACAGGAUGCAGAAUCCAGCAGGAAUGAACCAGUUUGGUCAGAUGGGUGGGAUGCAGUCGAUGGGUCAGAGGUCGACGCCUCCUCUAGCUCCGCUGAACCAGAUGGGUAUGGGAACAACGAGGAUGAGUCAGCCUAACGCCACACCGUUACAGAACCAGUACCUCCCUCCAGGCCAGUUUCCUGGGUCCAGUCCAGGACUUGGUCCUGGUGCUGGUGCCGUUGGUAUGAAUCAGUCAGGAACACAGAAUGCUGUGCAUGCGAACCAGAUGUCAACACCGCCAUCCCACCCAGCCAGCAGCCCCGCUCCCCAGUCCGCCCCUUCUGUUCCAGGCUCCGGAGCCCCCGUAGGCUCUAUGGGGUCUGUGAAUGCUGGUGGCACUGGGUCUCUGCCUAACCUGCCUCCAUCCUCCAACCAGUCCAACGCUUUCCCUCAUUGUCCGCCUAUGCGAACAAACUCCCCGUCACCAGCACGCAGCUUAACACCUCAACCCCAUCAGACGCCCCCGAGGUUACCUGGUUGUCAGACCCCGCAGCCGCAGACCCCCAGCACACCCCAGCUGCCCCAUCCCCAGCACCCUCAGCAGCAGCAACAGCAAGCCUCGCAGCAGCAGCCGCAGCCAUCAGUGCACACGAUGAACUCUGAGAAAGCUAAUCACCUUCAACAGCAGACACUUGGGGACACGACCUCCUCGGGCCCUCAAACAAAUCAGGCUUCUUCAGUGCUGAAUCAGAAUGCCCACGUGCCAUCACAGCAGCCACAGACCCCGCUAUCUGCGAAGCCUUCUCUGACAGCAGAUGGUCAGGUUUGCUCUCCAGCAUCAGUCACCAGCAGCACUGAUCCCACCUCUCAGCUCGCUCCAGCCAAAGGCCCUGCUCCCAGCCAGGAAGAUGUGAAAAUGGAGGUGAAGAAACAAGAAGAGGAUGACGAAGGAGCCGAUGCUCAAGGAGACGGCAAGGGGAAGAUGGGAAAGGGUCAAGCUGAUGUGAAGAUGGAGGAGAAACCAGAGAUAAAGAAAGAGAAGCCAUCAGGAGACGGGUGUAAAGGAGAGCCCAUGGACACGUCUUCAUCUUGUGUGUCAUCGUCAGUAGCAACAAGUGAAGACAAGAAGCCAGAAGUGAAGAAAGAGGAAGGGUCAGGGUCAGCAGCCACCAACAGCUCCCCAGCUAACACUCAGAGCAAGAAGAAAAUUUUUAAGCCCGAGGAGCUGCGUCAGGCUCUGAUGCCCACCCUGGAAUCUCUGUACCGGCAGGACCCGGAGUCCCUUCCCUUCCGUCAGCCGGUGGACCCCCAGUUACUGGGAAUACCCGACUAUUUUGACAUCGUGAAGAACCCCAUGGACCUGUCGACCAUCAAGCGGAAGCUGGACACGGGGCAGUACCAGGAGCCGUGGCAGUAUAUAGAGGACAUCUGGUUGAUGUUCAACAACGCCUGGCUGUACAACCGCAAGACCUCCCGCGUCUACAAGUACUGCUCCAAGCUGGCCGAGGUGUUCGAGUCGGAGAUUGAUCCCGUCAUGCAGGGCCUGGGGUACUGCUGUGGGAGGAAGUUUGAGUUUUCCCCCCAAACGCUAUGCUGCUAUGGAAAACAGUUAUGCACCAUCCAACGUGACGCUGCUUAUUUUAGCUACCAGAACAGUUCACCAAAAUAUGGGCUUCUUGCUGACAGGUAUCACUUCUGUGAGAAGUGUUUCAACGAAAUCCAAGGCGAGAGUGUCUCCCUGGGGGAUGACCCCUCCCAGCCUCAGACCUCCAUCAACAAAGACCAGUUCCAGCGGAAGAAGAACGACACGCUUGACCCCGAGCUACUUGUGGAAUGUAUCGACUGCGGCCGUAAAAUGCACCAGAUCUGCGUCCUCCAUAACGAAACCAUAUGGCCGUCAGGAUUUGUUUGUGACAGCUGUCUCAAAAAGGCCAAUAAGACACGGAAAGAAAACAAAUACGCCGCCAAAAGGCUUCCUCAAACCAAGUUGGGGAACUUUUUAGAAACGCGCGUGAACGACUACAUCAAGCGGCAAAACCAUCCCGAGUCUGGAGAGGUCACCAUUCGUGUGGUCCAUGUCUCAGACAAGGUGGUUGAAGUCAAGCCGGGAAUGAAGUCCAGGUUUGUGGACAACGGAGAGAUGGCCGAGUCUUUCCCGUACAGGAUGAAAGCCCUGUUUGCAUUCGAGGACAUUGACGGAGUGGACGUUUGCUUUUUCGGCAUGCACGUUCAAGAGUACGGCUCAGAUUGCCCUCCUCCCAAUCAAAGGCGAGUGUACAUUUCCUACCUGGACAGCGUGCACUUCUUCAAACCUCGACACCUCAGGACUGCAGUCUAUCACGAGAUCCUGCUGGGCUACCUGGAGUAUGUCAAAAGGCUGGGGUUUACAACAGGGCAUAUCUGGGCCUGUCCUCCUAGUGAAGGGGAUGACUACAUCUUCCACUGUCACCCACCGGACCAGAAGAUCCCCAAGCCUAAACGCUUGCAGGAAUGGUACAAGAAGAUGCUGGACAAGGCUGUGUCUGAGCGCGUAGUCCAUGAUUACAAGGACAUUUUCAAGCAGGCAACAGAAGACCGACUGACCAGUGCCAAGGAGCUGCCAUACUUUGAGGGCGACUUCUGGCCUAACGUCCUGGAGGAGAGCAUCAAGGAACUGGAACAGGAGGAAGAGGAGAGGAAGAGGGAGGAGAACAGCACCUCUAAUGAGAGCACAGAUGUCACUAAAGGAGACAGCAAGAAUGCCAAAAAGAAGAACAAUAAAAAGACGAGCAAGAACAAGAGCAGCUUGAGCCGAGCCAAUAAGAAAAAACCAGGGAUGCCCAACGUUUCCAAUGACCUUUCCCAGAAACUUUACGCCACAAUGGAGAAACAUAAAGAGGUCUUCUUCGUCAUCCGCCUCAUUGCUGGUCCCACCGCCAACUCACUGCCCCCCAUCACCGACCCAGAUCCUCUGAUGGCCUGCGAUCUGAUGGACGGCCGUGAUGCCUUUCUAACUCUGGCCAGAGACAAGCACUUGGAGUUCAGCUCUCUCAGGAGGUCCAAGUGGAGCUCCAUGUGUAUGUUGGUGGAGCUCCACAACCAGAGCCAGGACCGCUUCGUCUAUACCUGCAACGAGUGUAAACACCACGUGGAGACUCGCUUCCACUGCACUGUCUGCGAGGACUACGACUUGUGCAUCACCUGCUACAACACUAAGGGUCAUGAGCACAAGAUGGAAAAGCUGGGGCUUGGCCUGGAUGACGACAGCAGCAACCAGGCAGCGGCAGCUACUCAAAGCCCCGGUGACUCUCGCCGCCUCAGCAUCCAGCGCUGCAUCCAAUCGCUGGUCCAUGCUUGCCAGUGUCGCAAUGCCAACUGCGCGCUGCCGUCCUGUCAGAAGAUGAAGCGCGUUGUGCAGCACACAAAGGGCUGCAAGCGCAAGACGAAUGGCGGCUGUCCUAUCUGCAAGCAGCUCAUUGCUCUGUGCUGCUACCACGCCAAACACUGCCAGGAGAACAAAUGUCCUGUCCCGUUCUGUCUGAACAUUAAGCAGAAACUCCGGCAGCAGCAGCUGCAGCACAGACUGCAGCAGGCCCAGAUGCUGAGGAGGAGGAUGGCCACCAUGCAGCGGGUGACCCAGCCGGCUGGAGGGCCACCGGGCGGAUCUGCAGUUGGACUUCCAUCACCAGGAAACAAUGUUACCACAGCGCCUAGUACCCCAACAUCUGGUGGAACGCAACCCCCAACUCCUCAAACCCCGACUCAGUCAAUGCCUCCAGUCUCGCAGCAGGGAAUGGGUCCUGGUCCAGGAGUGCAGCAGCAGUCAGGAGGGAUGCCUCCCCAGCUUGCCCUUCAUCAUCAGUUCCAGCAAAUUCCAGGAGGAGGAGGGGGAGGUGGUGGUGGGAUAAUGAACUCUCCACAACAUCAGCAGCAGCAGAUGCUUCCUCAGGUCCAGCAACAGCAGCAGCCGAGUGGAGCAGUGACCAACCCUCAGCAGCUCCAGCAGCACCACAACAGUUUGCCUCAAUUUUCCAGCAGACCUCCAGGCUCCUCACCGGUCCACCAGUCCCAAGGUAAACCAGUCCUUGGCUCUGCCACGCCUCCCCAACAACAGCAGCAGCCUGGCGGCGCUGUCAUGACUGGAAACAUUGGGAGCCAGCAACCUCCUAACCAGCCGCCGAGCCAGCCCUCCCUUCCACAGCAGCAACCUUCUGGCCCUCCACCGGCAGCUGUUGAAAUCGCUAUGAAGAUUCAGCAGGUGGCUGACGCUCAAAGGAAGAUGGCACUACAGAGACAGGCAGCCCAGGCAGCUGGAAAGUUGAUGCCUUCUCACUCUCAACAUCAACAAGGUCAAGGUCAGCAGAUGGGCAUGGGACACCCAGGGUCUGUAGGCAUGGUAGGACCCCAGGGCAUGCCACCGCAGACCCAAGUGGCAGUGACAGCUGCUCGUGCCCACAUGGAUCAGCAGCAAGGUGCUCCUACGGGGAUGAUGGUUGGCACCAGCGGGCCCAUGCAGCAGCCUCCUCAGCAAGGUAACAUCCCACAGGCCCAGCUGCCCCCUCAGGUACAGCUCCAGCAGCAGAGGAUGGGAGCUCCACUUCAGAACCCACAACAGCAGCAAACACAAUGGACAGCCCAGGGGAUGCCGCCUCACCAGAGGCAAGCUAUGAUGAACCAAGUGGGCCACACUAGCAUGAUGGCCGCUCAGCAGCAGCAGCAGCAGCACCAACAGGCUCAGGGCCAUGCUGCCUUGAUGAAUAUGGUGCAGCAGCAGCAAGGCGCUGGAGGCGGGGUCACAGGGGGAGGUGUACCUGGAGCCACUAUUAUCCAGGGGGUUGGCGCUGCUGGUGGAAACUUCCCCCAAGCAGCCCUCCAGGAGCUGUUACGGAUGCUCCGCUCACCUAGCUCUCCACCUCAGCAACAGCAAGUCCUCAACAUCUUGCGGUCAAACCCCCAGCUGAUGGCUGCUUUUAUCAAACAGAGGGCAUCAAAGUAUAAGGGGGGGCAGGGGGGCCCUGGCGGACCAGGGGGUGUGCCGGGAGGACCAGGUCCCACAGGGGGGCCUGUUGGAAAUGUCAUUGGAGGUGGGGCACCACAGGUGAACUUGAAUGCUGCUGGUGUUAGUCAGCCAGGCAUGCACAUGGGGGGUCAGGGAGGGGCCAAUGUGAACAUCGCCACUAUGGCUCAGCUUCAGCAAGUACAGCAGCUGCAGCAGCAGCAGAGGCCGAUGCUCAGCGGUUUACAGCAGCAGCAGGUUGCAGCUCUGCAGCAGCAGCAGCAGGGAGUGGGGAGAGGAAUCCAGGGCCAGGGGCCACAGAUGGGAAACAUCAGCAAUCCUCAGCUUAGAGACUUGUUCAUGAGACGGCAUCUUCAGCAGCAGCAGCAGCAGCAGCAGCAGAUGGGUAUAAAUCAUGGUCAGUUUCAGCAACCACAGCCACCACAGGGCCAGGGAUUCAUGGGACAGCCGGGGAUGCAGCCUCCCACUGUGGGACAGGGUCCUCCUGGAGGUCCGCCUCUUGGUCCUCAGCAGCCUGGUGGUCCACCGGGCCAGCAGGGGCAAGGCUACCCAGGCUCCGUGGCCCAGCAGCAGGCACUCCAACAGAGGCUUCAACAACAGCAUCACCUCCAGAUGCAGCAGCAGCAGCAACAUACCAUGGCUGGCCUGCCAGGGGGUGAUGCAGGUCCAGGUGGAGAGGGUGUAGGAGGCCCUCAGCAGCCACCUCAGGUCCCUCAAUCUGCACAAAGUGGACCCCAACCUUCUCAGGCCCUACAAGUGCUCCACCAGAGGUUGCUCCAGCAGCGACAUAUGGGCCCCGGUGGGUCACCAGCCCAGCACAGUAACCCCAUGAGCCCUCAGCAGCCGCAGCAGAUCGCCCAAUCUCCACAUCCACACCUGCAGGGCCAGCCUCUGCCCACAUCCUUGGCUAACCAGGUGCGGUCCCCACAGCCGUCACCCAGACCCCAGUCCCAGCCGCCGCACUCCAGCCCGUCCCCACGCAUGCAGCCUCAGCCUUCUCCGCACCACAUCUCCCCCCAGUUGCAGACAGGUUCGCCACACUCAAGCCAUCUAAACCAGCACCACCCGGGAAUGGUAGUUCCUUCACAGCAACAGCAGCAGCCAACGACUCAGCAGCAGCAGAACACUAUGGAGCAAUUUGGGUCAGACCAGAGUGCCAUGCUGUCCCAGCUGAGUGGCAUGGCCGGUCUGCACGGGCCGGGGGGCAACAGCCAGGACCCGCUGAGCCAGAACAUGAAUCACAACCCUUUAAACAUCAUGUAGGACUUCUCCUCAAAGUGUCAAGCUGAGCUGAAGUUCUCCGUGAUCCUUCGCACAGACUGCACUCGCCCAGGACAGUAUUACUGUUAUUAUUCAGCCUUCCCUUUCUUUUUUCUUUCUUUUUUUAAUACUAUUAUUAAAUGUUAUUUAAAAUGUUUUCAAUAAAGAUGCAUUGAACUGAACUUCCUAUGGGAGAUGAACAAUAAAUCAAACAGUUGUUAAAUGAAUUAGAAUAAAUAAAUUGUAAGUUAUUGCUGUUAAUAUAUAUAUAUUUUUUGCCAAUUGUGGACAAAGAGGGAGACGGCUUCUCUAGCACCCCCACCCACCCCCAUCCUGCCACCUGUUACAGAGUACACGAAAGGUGAUAUUUUUGGGGGAUAAAUACAAGUACUUGCCUUUUUUUUUUUUCUUGUUGUUUUUUCAGAAAUGGUUUUUAAGAUUUUAAAAGUGGUUGAGAAUUAAAGAGGAAAUGAUUUCAUGCAUACAAAUUUUUUUUUUUUUAAAUAAAUAUAUAUCCAUUUUCUUUUGCUUUUGUCAAACUCUUUCUGUUUUAGAGUGAUGUGGAUAAUUGUUAAUGUAGAUCCAAACAUGAUGCAUAUCUUCCCCUUUUUUAUUUUUUAAUGUUUGGGUUUGCUUUAUUUAUUUCUUUUAUUUUGGGAGGGGGCGGGGUUAUGUACCUUGAGACUGCUACGAUUCCUAUAGAAAUAUAUUUUUGUUAUUGACUGUUAAGAUUUAGACGUCUGUAGUCGACUCUGUCCAGCUGGGGAAAAUGUCAGUGUUUUCUCGCAGAGGUUGAGGGUCUGCUCCGAGUCUGACGUGUUGAACGGAUGUGUUUCCGACGUUCCCGGACAGCUUUUUGUUUUUCUGGGACAUCAGUCAUGCUGGAAGACACUCUUCUCCCCCUGCCUCACAAACAUGCAACGCCCUCUCCCUCGAAUGUGUGUGCACUCCUUCCUUUUUAAAGACGCUUAAAACGGAGCAGUGGAGGCUUGGGGAGGGGGGGUGCAUACCUGUGUGCCUGUAACAUUUUGAGUACAUUGGCUGGGAUAUGAAAAACAAAAAGAGUGGGGUGGGGUUUUAGUGUUUUUAGGAUUCUGCUGUUUUGAAGUAAACAGAGGAUAACGAUCCAAAUGAACUGUGUUGCACAGAACUGAGGCAAAAGAAGGUGAUGUGAGCAGCUGGUUUCCGUCUCUUUCUGCCUCGUCCCCUUUGCUGCUUCCCUUGGACUUUAAAUCCCCCCUGUCUACUCUUCGAGAGGGAGUUGGGGUGAGCUUCCUCCCCAUGAACUCCAUCCUCUUUAUCUUUCUGCUAAGACCUUUGGGAGUUUAACUUAAUAUUUUUUACUGUACAAAGGAAACAAACUGUGGACUCAAAUACUGUUUUUAUAAUAAAAUGAAAA